This is a messenger RNA of Ipomoea nil (Japanese morning glory), 849 nucleotides long. RefSeq lists its product as uncharacterized. Bases 1 to 849 code for a protein of 282 amino acids. Lineage: Eukaryota; Viridiplantae; Streptophyta; Magnoliopsida; Solanales; Convolvulaceae. The record is from RefSeq and is a predicted model, not a curated record. The transcript is spliced from 2 exons.
AUGGCUGCUAAUGAUGCAAAUACUCAACCUACUGUCUCCCCCACUCCAGUUAAUCCGGUACCUAAUGUUGAAGGUGCUAAUACCAUUCCUAAUCAUCUUGAACCUAGCCAACCACUAAUUGUGGUUACAUUUCAUAACAUUCAAAAACUCACUUCCUCCAACUAUCUCACAUGGAAAAUUCAGCUUGAAGCCAUUCUUAUUGGCUAUGAUCUUAAACAUUUUAUUGAUGGCAGUAAACUCAUCCCAACUGCUACUAUCACUGUGCAAGAUCGCGUACUUCCAAAUCCUGCUUAUUCCACUUGGAUACGCCAAGAUAAGCUCAUUUUUGGCGCUAUAGCUGGUACUUUGUCCUCAGCUGUCGGGCCUCUCAUUUCGAGUGCCCAAACUUCUCACGAGGCAUGGAAUAUCCUAGCAAAUACUUAUGCUCGCCCCACCCGUGGUCACAUAAAGCAACUCAAGGAUCAACUCAAGAAUAUCAUCAAAGGCGGCUCCACAAUUACCGAGUACAUACACCAAAUCAAGAGAGUUGUUGAUGAACUUGCCCUUUUAGGAAAACCCAUGGAACCUGAAGAUAUCACAGACAAAAUUCUUGAUGGUCUGGAUUCUGAUUACCAAUCUGUUAUUGAUGCUGUUAAUGGACGUGACUCCAUCAUCUCGUUUGAAGAGUUGCAUGAAAAGUUAAUUAACAAAGAACUUGCUCUACACCGUGUAACUCCUCCUACCACGUUUCCAGCUACAGCUCAUCCCACUCAAACUCGACCAGUCAUGUUCUUUUUCAUUGUUCUGUCUUUCGUGGACAGUACCCAAAUAUUCAGUUUCCCCCUCGUCCUACACGCAAACGAGAGGUAA